Ixodes scapularis (black-legged tick) is the source of this 2235-nucleotide messenger RNA. RefSeq names its product zinc finger protein 358-like. Bases 281 to 2128 code for a protein of 615 amino acids. Lineage: Eukaryota; Metazoa; Arthropoda; Arachnida; Ixodida; Ixodidae. The transcript has 5 exons. Gene Ontology annotation, cellular component: nucleus. Gene Ontology annotation, molecular function: RNA polymerase II cis-regulatory region sequence-specific DNA binding; DNA-binding transcription factor activity, RNA polymerase II-specific. The record is from RefSeq and is a predicted model, not a curated record. Gene Ontology annotation, biological process: regulation of transcription by RNA polymerase II.
AACCAUCCCGGAGACGAAGCGUCGGCGGGUCGCCAGCGGAACAGAGCAGAUUCCCGACGUCGCUGUAAACGCGCCAACGUGGGCCGCAAGUCGAGUGAGUUGGGCUGCCCCUCGUAGAGCCAGCCGGCAAUGGCGGCGCCACGAGAGGGCUGCAUUCAGCGCCACAAGUGGAGGCAGAUUUAUAAGGUGUACACCGUGGGAGUCCACACAGCGACGAAUGGAGUGACGUUGACAAGGAGAUGGCUCGUGCGAGUGUGCUAAAAGAUGCAGAUCACGAGACAUGACAAUGGCGCCACCUAUCCGCGUCUGCUCGCCGACAGGCGAAGGGGCGGGGAGUGGAGCAUCAGGUCCGUCCAGAAGGGGCGCCGAGAGGUUUCCCUGCGAGACGUGCGGACAGACGUUUGACUCUGGGCUGAAGAGGACCAGGCACCAGUUUGCCCACCUCGGUGGAGCUUCUCGGCCAUGCCCGCUGCAGUGCUCCAGUUGUCGGCGCACAUUUUCCAGUCGCCUGGCACUGGCCGAACACCAGGCUCGUCACGAGAACAAGAUGCUCUACGUGUGCCCCACCUGCGGCCGGCAGUUCCGCCAGAACACGGGCCUGUGGCGCCACCUACGCACCCACAACCCGGACGCGCCGCGGCCGCGCCACCCCUGCGCCAUCUGCGGCCGGGAGUUCUCCCGCCCCGACUACCUCCGCGCACACUCCGCGACGCACGACCAUCCGCACGAGCGGAGCUUUGUCUGCCAAGUCUGCAACCGCGGGUUCCUGCAGGGCUCGGACCUCAAGCGGCACCGGCUGGUCCACUCGACGGAGUGCCGGUUCCGGUGUGCCGUCUGCGAGCGAACCUUUUCGGACCGGUCCAGCAGGAACCGGCACCAACGUGAGCACGACCCGAUGCAGUGCUACGUCUGCACGAUGUGUGGGACCACUUUUAAGAGGACGUCCAAGCUCAGGGGUCACGUGACCAGGAUGCAUGGCGACUCGACGGUUUCGGAGCUACGCCCCGGCACGUUGAGCACCGGGAGAGCCACCGACGGUACGGCCGUCGUGCCGAGCGGUCCAGAAGCGGUUACGACGGAAAGCGAAGAAGUGUCAGGAGUUUGCGCGAGUGCCAUCUUCGAUUUGUCUUGCGGAGUAGCAGUGCUGUCGGACGAAAUGGACAACGGGCUUCGGGAAGUCUGCAAACCCUCGGUGUCAGAAGAACGGCAGCCCGAACUCGAGACUCGUGGCACAUCGCUGCUCCUUCGGGGCGAAGUCUCAAAUGGUCAUCCCACCUCCCUCGAAACAACCGGCGAGAUCCGAGCUUUAAAUUGUCUGGCCCUGCCCCAUGAAUCAAACAUUGAAAUUCCAAAAUUCAAUCGCCUCUCCGCAUUAAGUGAACUAACGGACGGUGUUCAACCGUCAGAUGAGCCAGUCGGUGCACUUCUGGAGCCCGGUAGUCCUCCGUUGGUAGAAAUAUCGUCUGAAAAGCUCGCGAGUGGCGACAAUCUGCGGAUGUCCGGCGAGUCGACCAACGAACUUUCGGCGUCCCGCGACCUGGCGUCUCGUGGCCUCCCGCUGCCGAGACAGUCCGUCGAGCUUGCAGACGACGACUGCCCUCCGUCGUCCGGCGAGCCACCAGCAUUACCCCAACCCGCCGGCAAGCUUCCGGAAGCCGACUCCCUCGACCGAACGAAAGCGUGCUCGGGCGAUUCUCUAAAAGGAGACAGCACGACGACGGUGGCUGACAGACUCGAGGCUGUGCCGGGAGGUGUGACAGAUGUCCUCCGUCGGUCCCUGGACGACGCGACGGAGGCCCCCAAAAUCGCCCUUGCGCAGGACCCAUCCCUCCCGGAUGGGUCCUGUGGCGAUGCGGACUUUGCGAGCUUCCCCGACUUCGGGAGCCAGGCCUACUACGACUGGCUGGCGGGAUUCGCGUCCGUCUGCAACCUCCUGUCCCCGCCGCUGGACGGCCGGGUCUUCGCCCGGGUGACGCAGGUCCUCAAGACGCUGGGAGACGCGCUCGCUUUGCCGUCGGGCGUCCUGGCCUGCCGGGAGAACUUUGAGAUCCUGCUCGGUAUCUGGGACGACCUCCGGAGACUCGUCGGGAAACACCUGGGCUUUGUUGUGGCGCACCUGCCGGCUUGACUGAGCCUUGCAGCCUCGUAGUCCCCGCCUGAAAAUUUGCUCAACUCGCCAACAUCACUGGAAGGGUGACCCAAAUAUCGGGCCAAAGUAAAUUUUUAAUGCAUUAA